Eublepharis macularius is the source of this 2475-nucleotide messenger RNA. It is a transcript of the gene GCH1, whose product is annotated as GTP cyclohydrolase 1. Gene Ontology annotation, biological process: tetrahydrobiopterin biosynthetic process; tetrahydrofolate biosynthetic process. The transcript is spliced from 6 exons. Bases 170 to 922 code for a protein of 250 amino acids. Gene Ontology annotation, molecular function: zinc ion binding; GTP binding; GTP cyclohydrolase I activity. Gene Ontology annotation, cellular component: cytoplasm. The record is from RefSeq and is a predicted model, not a curated record. NCBI's taxonomy places the organism in Eukaryota, Metazoa, Chordata, Lepidosauria, Squamata, Eublepharidae.
AGAGGCCGAAGCAGGAGGGCUCUGCCGGGGAUCGCCUCUGCCUGCGCGCCCGGAGAGCGCUCCCUCGGGCCGCGGGGGGACGCACGGCCGCGCCAAAGCUCUGUGCGCCCAGGGCGCAAUUCCGCCCCGGGGACCCCCGCCUCCGUCCGCCGGGAGGCUUCGGGCGCCGAUGGAGACGGUGAAGCCGCGGGCGCUGCUGGAGCCGCCCCUGCGAGCCGCCAGCUGCAACGGCUACGGCCCGGCGGAGAAGCCGCCGCCGCUGCCCGCCGCGCCGCUGCCCGCCCGCCCCGCCGAGGCUCCACGCGGCCCGACGGCGCUGGAGAGCUGGAAAGAGGAGCGGACGCGCAGCGAGGAGGACAACGAGCUGAACCUGCCCGGCCUCACCGCCGCCUACACCACCAUCCUGCGCGCCCUGGGCGAGGACCCGCAGCGCCAGGGGCUGCGCAAGACCCCCUGGAGGGCGGCCACCGCCAUGCAGUUCUUCACCAAGGGCUACCAGGAGACCAUCACAGAUGUACUAAAUGAUGCCAUAUUCGACGAAGACCAUGAUGAAAUGGUGAUUGUGAAGGACAUAGACAUGUUUUCGCUGUGUGAGCAUCACCUGGUUCCAUUUGUUGGAAAGGUACACAUAGGCUACCUUCCGAACAAACAAGUCCUUGGCCUGAGCAAGCUGGCAAGGAUUGUGGAAAUAUACAGUAGAAGAUUACAGGUUCAGGAGCGCCUUACAAAACAGAUUGCCGUCGCCAUCACGGAAGCCUUGCAGCCCGCUGGGGUCGGGGUGGUGGUUGAAGCAACGCACAUGUGCAUGGUGAUGCGAGGGGUACAGAAAAUGAACAGUAAGACUGUAACCAGCACGAUGCUCGGAGUUUUUCGGGAAGACCCAAAAACACGAGAAGAGUUCUUGACGCUCAUCCGCAGCUAAAAGGACACCCUUUCACGUGGGACUCCUCCUUCGGAUUGUCUGGUCUUGUGUUGCUGUCGGGUCUCUGCUCUUUGUUCACCUCUCUCUUUAAACUUAACAGUCGUUUCUAAAUUUUGUUUAAGCAGUUCUGUAAAAACCUUUUUUUUUUAAAAAAAAAAAAAAAGGUAAGUCCAAGUCCUUCAUUGCUCCAACUGUCCGUUGUGCUGAAGGUUUUAAUAGUCUUCAAAAUGUUUUCUCUCUCUCUGUGUUAUGAGACUCAAAACUAGUGUUCAGGGCAGAUUUGCACCCAGUGGGUAUGUUUGUCUUUUGUGCUGGCUCAGAAGGACCUCUUAAAAAUAAUAGCGCUUUUGUGAUAAUUGAAAAUGCUUUAAGGAAAUGUCUCGGUUGACCGGGUGAAAGGGAAACGCCCCCCAGGAUUGGGAGAAGAGAGGGCUUGGCAUAGGGUUGCCAGGUGCCCCUUCCCCCGGGGCAAGAGGUGGGAGGCCCAGCACUUACCUUCUCUUCAGUGAUCGCACACAUGUGCGCUCCCAGCCCGUGCAAUGAUGUCACUUCUGGGAAGUGACAUCAUCAUGGAGGCCGCUGGCCACCCUGGGAGCACUCCAGUACUCUGCAGGGGCCCGAUCAGGGCCGAUCCAGGCCAAAACGGGCCUAGAUAGGGCCACUGCGGAGCGCAGGAGCGCUGCUGUGCUCUGCAGCAGCCCUACCUGGGCCGAUUUGGCCCCAAUUCGGGCCGAAUCGGGCUUGGGAGUGCGCUGCGCAGCCUGGGAGCACACUCCAGGAGGCAUGUGCCCCCCUUGCCAGCCAGUAAGUGGGGUGGAGGGUGGGAGCAGGGCAUCCCCCGCCCCCAGCAGGGGACUGGCAACUCUAGCUUGGCAAGAGGAAAGUCGAGACUUCCUAGCUCUAGAAUCUCCCUGAGAAAAGCACUGUUGUUGCUAGCGGAGAAGCGUGCUCCUUCCCAUAUAUCCCUUUCCUCCAAGAACAUCCUUAAUUCUUUUCUUAAUAUACAACAGACUUCAUCUGCUCUCCUUUUCCCAGCCAGACUACGCUGCCCCUGCUGUUGCAUGUUUCCUAAUGCUGAGGAGUUCCAGUGAUAGGCUCUGCAGGGUUUAGCUACCAUCAGAUGUGAGAGUACUGGAGCUUUCCCGUGAUUUUUGUAAUAUUGGCUGCAUUUACAAAUACAUAAACAGAGCAUAGGAGAAGCAAACAAAAACACCUGGAGCAGAUAAGAACGUAAGAAGAGAAAUACUGGAUCCAACUAGCGGUCUGUGUCUACUUCAGCAUCGUGUCUCACAUGGUGGCCAACCUGUUACUCGGGAGAGUCAGCAAGAGGGUGUAAAGUCUGAGGCCUUCUCUUUAAAGCGCCUGCUGGCUCUACUAUUCAGAGGUUCACUGCUUCCAAAAGUGGAGAUUCCCUUUAGUCAUCAUGGCUAGUAGCCACUCAUAGACCUAUCAGAUGCCUGGGCUACCUUCAGAGGAGUUAGCCGUGUUAGUCUGUAAUUGCAAAAUAGUAGAGUCCAGUAGCACCUUUAAGACUGACUUUAUUGUAGCAUAAG